Messenger RNA from Acipenser ruthenus (sterlet), 3815 nucleotides. RefSeq names its product inactive dipeptidyl peptidase 10-like. Gene Ontology annotation, molecular function: serine-type peptidase activity; dipeptidyl-peptidase activity. Gene Ontology annotation, biological process: proteolysis. The record is from RefSeq and is a predicted model, not a curated record. The transcript has 26 exons. NCBI's taxonomy places the organism in Eukaryota, Metazoa, Chordata, Actinopteri, Acipenseriformes, Acipenseridae. The coding region runs from base 217 to 2607 and encodes 796 amino acids.
AGGAGCCGGAGCAUACUGUACAGCACGUGGGGAAGUGAACAUCUGGACCAAAAAAAAAAACAAACUACAGUAUUCUAAAGAUUAAGGUUGAACUUAAAAUAAACUAAGUAAACCGGACAAACGUUUAUGUUUGUGUCUUCAUCUGUUCCAAAGAGACAAGAAGAAAGAGCGCUGCAUUGUUUCUGUGAGACUGUGAACUGUCCAGGGUGCUGAAAGAUGAACCAAACGGCUUCCGUCUCCCAAAAAUGUAGUUAUUCUUCCAAAGAAAGCCAGGACCUGGGAGAAAGCAGUAUUUCAGAGAGAAACUGGAAAGGCAUUGUCAUUUCACUGCUGGUGAUCAUAAUCAUGAACUCAUUCAUUGCUCUGCCAAUUGUUCUUCUGUAUAAAGAUGAUGCUUCAAAUGCUGCACAAUCAAGAUUAUCUCUGGAUGACUUUUUCUCAAAAGAGUUUACUUUGCAUGACCCAGAAGCAAACUGGAUAAGUGAUGAAGACAUUAUUUAUAGAAGCAGAGAUGGAAAUGUGAUGAAACUGAAUCUACUAAGCAAUGAAACAGGAAUACUUUUGAAAAACACCACCUUUGUGACCUUCAAAGCAACAAGAUAUGCUGUCUCUCCAGAUCUCCACUUUGUUCUUUUAGGAUAUGAUGUUAAACAGGUCUAUCGAUACUCUUUCACAGCCUCAUAUUUAAUUUACAGCUUGCAUACCAGGGAGGUUUGGGAGCUCAAUCCACCAGAAGUUGCUGAUUCAGUGCUACAAUAUGCAGCCUGGGGAGUCCAGGGACAGCAGCUGGUGUAUAUUUUUGAAAACAAUAUCUACUACCAGUCUGCUAUGAACAAAAGUUCUUUGAGACUUACUUCAUCUGGAAAACAAGGAGUUAUUUUCAAUGGAAUUGCAGACUGGUUGUAUGAAGAAGUACUACUGCAGUCCCAUGUUGCCCACUGGUGGUCCCCAGAUGGAGAAAGGCUGGCGUUCCUGAUGAUUAAUGACUCCCUGGUACCAAGCAUGGACCUUCUUCAUUUUACAGGCAGUCUCUAUCCCAAAGGACAGCAGUAUCCCUAUCCCAAGGCAGGUCAGAUUAACCCUAUGGUGAAACUGUAUGCAGUCAGUUUAUACGGGACAUCAGAAACAGUGGAACUGAGACCUCCGGAGAUAUCUGAAAGCAGUGACUAUUAUAUUACUAUGGUGAAGUGGGUCAGUAACAACAAGGCUGCAGUGAGGUGGUUAAGCAGGCCACAGAAUACUUCUGUUCUUGCAUUGUGUGAAACCACGACUGGCCAUUGCAUCCAAAAACAUGUAAGGACAACUGAUCUUUGGCUUAAUAAACAGAAUGAAGAGCCAGUGUUUUCACAGGAUUGCCGGACAUUCUUUCUGACUGUGCCAGUAAAAAAUGGCAGACACGGAGCCUUUCACCACAUUGCAAUGUUUUCUGAUCUGCCUGGAAAUGAGGAGGUCAUUGUUCGUCCCCUCACAUCAGGAAACUGGGAAGUCACCCAAAUACUAGCCUUUGAUGAGACUCAGCACACUAUCUAUUAUCUCAGUACUGAGGAUUCAUCAAGUCGAAGGCAACUAUACAGUGUGUCUACUGCUGCCCCAUCGGAUCCUCAGUGUCUUACCUGUGAUAUACACAAGGACUGGUGUACAUACUACAGUGCUGAGAUUAGUCCCAGCAUUCAGCACAUCAUCUUGAACUGUGAAGGUCCAGAUAUUCCAAAGGUCACCGUUCACAGACUGAGUGACAUGAUAAACGUGAACAGUUUGGAAAACAACACAAAGUUCAGAGAGGCCAUGAGAGGGAAAAAAACACUGCACAAGGAAACCAGAACCAUUAGUAUUGAGAGCUAUGAACUUCCCCUUCAAUUGACCUUCCCAGCAGACUUCAAUGAAAAUAACCUGUACCCUCUUCUACUGAUUGUUGAUGGAGCUCCUGGCAGCCAGCUGGUAACAGACAGGUUUCUCCUUGACUGGGACUCGGUGCUUGUCAGCUCUCAUGAUGUCAUCGUGGCUCGCUUUGAUGGCAGGGGAAGUGGCUUCAAGGGAAUGCGGGUCCUGCAGGAAGUUCAUCAGCGUUUAGGAACUCUUGAAAUAAAGGACCAAAUAGCAGCAGUAGAGUCUUUAUUUAAACUUCAUUACAUUGAUCAAAACAGGAUUGGAGUAUAUGGGAAGGCAUAUGGAGGCUUCCUCGCAUCUCUGCUCCUCCUGUCUCCAGAGAGGCUUUUCAAAUGCGGAGUUGCUGUUGCCCCUAUUACAGACUGGAGAUUAUACGGCUCAGCAUUUACUGAGAGGUACCUUGGUCUCCCAUCAGUGAACAGCCGUAUAUAUCAGGACUGCGGUAUUCCACAUAACAUCACUGGAUCGAGCCAUCACAAAUUCCUAAUAAUUCAUGGGACUGCAGACGCAAAUGUCCAUUUCCAGCACUCAGCUGAACUGAUAAAACGUUUGUCACAAUCUAAUGGAAACUACACUUUACAGAUCUUUCCGGAUGAAGGACAUGACAUUAUUUUAACAAAGAGCCAGUAUUACCUGUACAGUAAAGUCAAUACCUUCUUCAAAGAGUGUUUUCAAGAAGAAGCAAUAUUAACUCAUGCAUCAAAAGAGGCCGACGACUAGGAAAACUGAUGCAUUUACUGUAAUGUGAAUCUACUCACUUAAGAAGACAAAACUAAAUGCAUAUGAAUAGAAAAAAAACAUAAACCAUUACACCUGCAGUUGUAUUCUGCAAUAUGAACACACAGGCUGCAAGCAAUUUGAUGUAGAGGAUAUACAAAUGUUGUUAAAUAUAAUAAUGAAAAAAUGUGAUGAUCAUUGAGCCUUGAGUUGGGCUUGUUACAUUUUCCUCCAAAUGUAAUAAUGACAACCCCUUCUGAAAAAAAAAGAUCAAAGUUUUUUUUUUUUUUUUUUUGGUUCCAGCUGUAAUAUACCAUACAUUGUGUAAUGUAAUUCAACUCUCUAGCAAUAUGUACAUAAUUAUUUUUUUUUAAAGUACAAAUCUAUGUAGCUGUUCCUUUUGGUCCCUACUGUAGCAGUUAAGCAGCGUGCUUGCCCUCGUUAAUAUUGGGUAUCCUUUCAUUCAGAUAGAAAAUGCCUCCCAGUAUGUUUUCAGAGAAUUGGCCUGUGCAAUGUGUUAUUCUUUCAGGCUAUGUAAAACAAUUGCAACAGUAUGUAGCUUAAAUUGUAUAUGUAUUAUUUUCCGUACUGUAUGUGGUUUGCUAGGAACAACUGGCAGCAACACAGAGUGUUGUGGAUAAAGCAUCGUUCUUAAUUCUUCUGAUUUGAUUUGAUUAAAGCUGUUACAGAACUAUUGGCUGUGUGAAUUAAUCGACUGUUCCUUGAUGAUUACAUGUAUUUUAUACAAGCAUGUUGCUUGGAAACACAUUUCAAAACAUGACUCUUGACUGACAUGUUGAAGACAGAUUAAGGACACAUCUUUCUUUCUUUCUUUGUGAAUUGUAAGUGGUACUAAUUAAAACUGACAGAACUUAAUGUGCCAACCAUAUUUCAUUUGAACACAAAACUGAUAUAAAGAUCACCUAGUUUAGUAUCCUACAUUUUUUCUUAUGCACAACAAUCAUUUUUACAUUAUUAAUAAUGUUUUUAAAAUGGUCUAUCUGUAACUAAUCCUAACCUUCUGACUGUAUUGGGUUUCUUCAUAUUGUUACUUUUCUGUAUUCUGUGUUUAAAGUCGUCUGUAUAUUAGUAUCCAUAACAUUUUUGUAUACAACUACGUUUUGCUCUAGACAUGUUUUUAUUUUAAUUGUCUUUAUUGAUUUUCUUUAGCCAUACCUUGGUGUUUUAUUCUCUUAUAAAUCUCAGCAAUA